This is a messenger RNA of Eublepharis macularius, 1974 nucleotides long. RefSeq names its product PR/SET domain 13 (gene PRDM13). Gene Ontology annotation, molecular function: protein binding. The record is from RefSeq and is a predicted model, not a curated record. The transcript has 4 exons. Bases 1 to 1974 code for a protein of 657 amino acids. Gene Ontology annotation, cellular component: nucleus. Lineage: Eukaryota; Metazoa; Chordata; Lepidosauria; Squamata; Eublepharidae.
AUGCAACCUAGCCGGACUGCGCCUGCCCUCGGCGUCGCGGCGGAAAGCUGCAUCCCAGCUGGCCUGCGCCUGGGCCCGGUGUCCGGCACCUUCAAACUGGGCAAGUACCUGUCCGAUCGCAGGGAGCCGGGACCCAAGAAAAAGGUCCAGAUGGUGAGAGGGGAACUGCUGGACGAAGCCGGGAGCUCUGCUGGGGAAUGGAUAGGGUUAAUUCGGGCUGCCAGACACGCACAAGAACAGACUUUGGAAGCUAUUGCAGACCUACCCGGCGGACAGAUUUUCUACCGGACGCUACGAGACAUGCAGCCGGGGGAGGAGCUGACCGUGUGGUAUUCGAACUCCUUGGCUCAGUGGUUCGACAUCCCGACGACGGCGACGCCAACACACGACGAAAAGGGCGAGGAGCGCUACAUCUGCUGGUACUGCUGGCGAACCUUCAAGUACCCCAACAGCCUCAAGGCCCACGUCCACUUCCACUGCGUGCUCAGCCACGGCCGCUGCUUCCUGGGGCCAGAGCACGUCCGCCCGACCGAGCUCUUCAGCGCCUCACCGAAGCCCGCAUCGGCGCCGGCCACUGCAAGGCCCAACUGCUCCGGCGGGGCCCGGGACGCCAUUAAGCGGGAAUCGCCCCCCUCGCCGCCCUUGGCCAAGGCGGGCGGAGGCGGGCGCCGGGCAGCCAAGGAGGAGCAGGAGCGCGCCCUGGAUAUGAGCCGCAGCGCCGGGCGCAGCCCAGGACACUUCUGGGGGCUGCUGGGCAGCGCCUCGGCGGGCGGCAACGGCCUGGCCUUCUACCCCGGGGCCCGCUCGGCCUUCAAGCCCGCCGGCUUGGCCAAAGCCGCCCCGUCGGACCCGGCUUUCCGCGAAGAGGGCAAAGGCGGCUGCUUUGGCAAGCUUCUGGGCGGUCUUAAGCCCGGCCGCGCCGGGAGCGAAGGCCCGCUGGGAGGAGCCGGCAGCCCCCAGCCCCCAGCGCCCAAAUGCGGGGGCCACGCAGCCGCAGCGCCCGCCGCCGCCGCCGCAGGACUGGCCUAUUCGAGCAGCGCCAGGGCCUUCCCGCUCCUCUCGCACUUGGAGGAGGCCUCGGCCUUCAAGCACGUGGAGCGCGGCCUGCACGCCAGCCUCUCGCCGCCCGCCAGCCGCUACCCUCCCCUGCCCGGCGGGGCCGGCCUGCCUCUGGAGCGCUUCGCCGCCCUGCCGCCCUUCGACGGCCUCAAGCCCUACGGCGCCGCCGGGGAAUGCAGCCUCCCGCCCUUCAUGCCUUUCACGCUCUACAACGGCGAGCUGCUCUACGGCGCCCCCUGCUACCCGCUCAAGCUCCACUUCGGCGGCCUCCUCAAGUACCCGGACUCGGUCUCCUAUUUCAGCGGGGCCGCCGCCGCCGCCGGCCUCAACGCGGCUGAGCUGGGCUCCCUGGCCAGCAUCGACCGCGAGAUCGCCAUGCACACGCAGCAGCUGUCGGAGUUGGCGGCCGAGAAGAGCCGCAGCCGCCUGGAGGGCCUGCAGCCAGCGCCGGCGGGCCCGGCCCACGGGAAGCCCAAGACGGGCCACCUGUGCCUCUACUGCGGCAAGCUGUACUCGCGCAAGUACGGCCUGAAGAUCCACAUGCGGACGCACACCGGCUACAAGCCGCUCAAGUGCAAAGUCUGCCUGCGGCCCUUCGGCGACCCCAGCAACCUCAACAAGCACAUCCGCCUGCACGCCGAGGGCAACACGCCCUACCGCUGCGAGUUCUGCGGCAAGGUGCUCGUCAGGCGCCGGGACCUGGAGAGGCAUGUCAAGUCCCGCCACCCCGGGCAGAGCUUGCCCAGGGGCGGCGGAGAGGACAGGGGCGAGCCCGGCCAGGACGCCGCCGCCGCUGCCGCCUACGAGCCGCAGGAGCCGAAGACGGACAACGAGAGCGACGUCGACGUCUGCUUCACGGACGAUCAGAGCGACCAGGACUCGGGCGGCGGCGGCAGGGGCAAGCCCUCGCAGUGA